Molecule: messenger RNA, 930 nt
Organism: Branchiostoma floridae (Florida lancelet)
Lineage: Eukaryota; Metazoa; Chordata; Leptocardii; Amphioxiformes; Branchiostomatidae
Exons: 6
Coding region: 172-885 (237 amino acids)
Source: RefSeq, a predicted model, not a curated record
UCCUGCCUUGUGGGUGGACAUAUUCUAAUUAACAAAUACGUCAUUACGUAUCAGUGACGUCACUACAGAUCGGCGAUAUUCAGAACAAAACAGCCAGCUCGUCUAAGUCUUAAGUAGUUCAGCAAUACGCUUUCUGUUAUCUUAGACAUUGGGGCUUUGUAACAUAUAAGGAUGAGGAAGGGUUCUAGAAGAUGUGUUUUGAUGGUCCUGGCCGUGGUGCUGAACAUGACGGUUGCUGUUCAAGGUUGGGGUCGGCUGAAGAGAACGCGGCAGAUGGAAGAGUUGCUAGGAGACCGGUUCCUUUCGUUGGAAGACCCCCGGCUGUGUGCAGCACGCGUCACUACCCACUGUGUACGUCACCAGGCAGACAGCUAUUCCGCACUGGACCGGCAGAUGAUGGGACUAUCCCAGGAAGCACUGCUGCGGCAUCUUUGUGGAGCCGAACAGGAGUUCGUGACGUGUCUGGGAGCAGCACCGUUCGCCUGCACCAGUAGGAUGAUGAGGGCUGUCCAAUCCGUCGCGGCCGGCCUGCUGAAUGUCACCAUCAAGCCCUACUGUCCAAACAUUGACUUGCAGAUCCUCAAUCCAAUUUCUAAAGUACGCUGUGAGAAGUCCGAGUUUGAACACUGCCUGUAUGCGGGCCGUAUGGCUGGACUCCCAUGGACCCCUUGUCGCGCACGCGCACACAGCUACCGCUGCUUCUCCCAGACCUGCAUGCAGGACGCUGUGGAACCGGUCUGGACCGCCUGGCAGCUACUGGCCCAUGCAGCAGAAGCGACAUACAGCGACCCGACGGUGUGCCAGCAGCUCGACCCCGUCAGUGCCGGGUCACCAGGAGACCCGAACACUCCCCACCAUAGCCUCUCUGAGUACGACUACUACUAGCUGCAGUAGGGGUCAGACCACACUGUUAUUACAGAUUCUAGCGUA